Messenger RNA from Brassica oleracea var. oleracea, 1869 nucleotides. RefSeq lists its product as uncharacterized. The coding region runs from base 1 to 1869 and encodes 622 amino acids. The transcript is spliced from 4 exons. The record is from RefSeq and is a predicted model, not a curated record. NCBI's taxonomy places the organism in Eukaryota, Viridiplantae, Streptophyta, Magnoliopsida, Brassicales, Brassicaceae.
AUGUGGAAAGUUGACUUCAAUCAAGUAUCCUCUCCUAGUGAACAUUCUGCGCCUCCUUCCCUAAAUGUUGAUGCUCAUUCUCGUGUAUUUAAUAAUUGCUUAUUGGAUUCUGGCCUCAGUGACCUGAACUAUGGAGGCAACUUGUUCACUUGGUGGAAUAAACAAAAGAGCGCCCCUGUUGCUAAGAAGCUAGAUAGAAUCCUCGUCAAUGAUAGCUGGAGUGAUCUGUUUCCUAACUCUGUCGCAUUCUUCGACUCUCCUGAUUUUCCAGAUCAUGCCAGUAUGAAAGUGGUUCUAAAUUCGCAGUUGGUAUCUAAGAAGAGGCCUUUCAAGUUCUUCAAUUUUCUCCUGCAGAAUCCUACUUUCCUCUCAAUGUGGAAUGCUACCUCUCUGGUUCUCAUUCCCAAGAUUACCAAUGCUUCGAGGACUACUGACUUUAGACCAAUCUCCUGCCUCAACACUCUGUAUAAGGUCCUUUCUAAACUGUUGGCAGGCAGAUUAAAGACUAUCCUUCCUAGUGUUAUCUCUAAUGCUCAAUCUGCAUUCCUUCCGGGAAGAUUGCUGGCAGAAAACGUUCUUCUCGCUACGGACUUGGUAAAAGGCUACAAUUCUCAAGUCUCUGAACCUAGAGCAAUGCUCAAAGUUGACAUUCGCAAAGCUUUCGACACAGUUAGAUGGGAUUUCAUUAUUACAGCCCUUCGCGCGUUAUCUAUUCCGGAGAAAUUUGUCAUGUGGAUCAAGGAAUGUAUCACAACUCCCUCUUUCUCUGUUUCAGUUAACGGCGUUUCUGGAGGAUAUUUUAGGAGCACUAGGGGAGUGAGACAGGGUGAUCCCCUCUCUCCCUAUAUCUUUGUUCUAGCUAUGGAAGCUCUGUCCCGGCUACUUCACUCUAGAUUCCAAGCGGGUUGGAUCUCCUAUCACCCUAAAACUGACAGAGCUUCAGAUAUCUCAUCUCAUGACUCCGCUGCCAUCUCGAGGUUCGGAUUCUCUUCGGGUUCUCUACCCAUUAGGUAUCUCGGUCUUCCCCUCAUGUCCAGGAAACUAAAAAUAUCUGAAUAUGCUCCCCUUAUUGCCAAGAUCUUUGCUAGGUUUAAAAUGUGGGCUACUAGAACCCUCUCUUUUGCUGGCAGGCUUCAGCUUCUCUCCACUGUUAUUGCUGGCACUGUAAACUUCUGGAUCUCCUGUUUUAUCCUGCCUAAAGGUUGUAUCAAGCAAAUUGAAUCGCUUUGCAUUAGAUUUCUAUGGUCUGGGAAUAUAGAGCUCUGUAAAUCUGCAAAGGUUGCUUGGUCUACUGUUUGUCUGCCCAAGGAUGAAGGUGGUCUAGGUCUCCGAAACUUUAUGGUUUGGAAUCAGGUUAUGUGCCUCCGGUUCAUCUGGCUCCUUUUCUCCGACAAACCUUCUCUCUGGGCUGAUUGGCAUCGCUAUUACAGUUUAUCUCAGAAAUGUUUCUGGGCUGUUGAGGAAACUCAACACGACUCAUGGAUGUGGAAACGCCUGCUGAAGCUAAGACCUGUCGCCCUUCUUUUCUUGCGAGUUAAUCUGGGGAAUGGCUCUAAGAUUAAGUUUUGGUACGAUAUUUGGACCCCUCUAGGCCAACUUAUUGUUCACAUUGGAGAAAAUGGCCCGAGGAACACUAGAAUCCCCAUUAAUGCCAUUGUAAGCCAGGCUGCAAAUGCUACGGGCUGGUGUGUUGGAGGGCCUCACUCUCAGCGAGAACUUGAUCUGCACAUACAUCUCACAACCCUGUCUUUCCCAGCCACAUCUGUAAAUGAGGAUGAAUUUUUCUGGGAAGCAGAUGGUAUCUCUGAUGGGUCGUUCUCCGCUGCUCACACUUGGGAAGUUCUCAGGCCUCGAGAAACAAAGAAAUAG